This is a messenger RNA of Corylus avellana, 1389 nucleotides long. RefSeq lists its product as uncharacterized. The record is from RefSeq and is a predicted model, not a curated record. NCBI's taxonomy places the organism in Eukaryota, Viridiplantae, Streptophyta, Magnoliopsida, Fagales, Betulaceae.
UUUGGAUUUUCACGAGCAUAGAUUCUCCACCUAAAAUAAGGGGAAAAAACCAGAGAUUUCUUUUGAGUUCCCUGAUUUUUCAAACAGGGCAUCUGAGGAGAGGUCACUAGUGAGCCUAGUGUACUGAAAAGAUUUUAGAUAAAGAAAUAGCUUCAGCUAUUGGCCGAAGUGACAAGAAAAUGAUAUCUGUUAGCAUGGAAGAUGGAAAAUGCAGUGACACGAACAUGGAAGGGGAUGGUGGUUUGAGAACCGUGGAGUGCCUGAGAGGGAGAUUGGUUGCAGAGAGACAAGCUUCAAGGCUUGCUAAAGAAAAUGCAGAGCUUCUGGGCAAUAAGUUGAUGGAGCUUGAGAACCAACUCAAGGAAGAGACCAAACAGAGGAACAAAGCUGAAAAGAAGCUUAAAAUCUUGAUGAAGAAGCUUGAAUCCUUGAACAUUACAACCAUAUCGGUGGAAUCAGAGCAGUCUAGUUCGUCUGAAAACUGCAAAAUGUCUUGCAGAUCAUCAACUAGUACAUCAGAUUCCAAAGACCCAGAAGAAGAUGAGCUCAAAUCCCAAUUCACAAGCCCAGAAAUCUCACAAACCCUGCAGAACAAUGCCUCAGAAACCUCUGCAUCCACUCCAAUUCUUUCAAGCCCUUCAAGCGAAAAAGAUUCCCAGUCUAAUUCCAACCUCAACGAUCCUUCCCAAGAAACAUUGAGCGAUAAAAUGAGUUCCACCUCUGAAUACCCAAAGGCUGAUAGUCGCAGUUAUUCAAGCUUAAAAUCUUCAUUACAAGAGAAUGAGAGUAAUCAUGAGGAUGAUGUUGAUAACUCGUUGGCAUUAGUUCCCGUGGACUAUCCAGCGAGCUCACAGGCUGCUGAAAUGAAGCCAUUGAAUGAAAGUGUAAGUGAAGUUCUUGAUGCUUUAAGGCAUGCCAGGGAAAAGCUUCAGAGUUCGAUACAGGGAAGAAGACAUAUGAUUCAGGUUGGCUCAACGUAAAAUCACAAAUGCAAAUAGACAAAUAGUAAUUAUGUCAAUUUUCUUUCAUAUAGUAGUACAUAAAAAGACAUUUGUGGUGUUGUUUUUUUGUUUUUUUUUUGCAUUGAAGAAAACAGAGUAAUAUUGGGUUGAAUAUUGCAUUAAUCUGAGUGUUAGGGUAGAUGUUAAUAAAGUUAUUUUGAAUGUGUAAGUACAUCACAAAGAGCAUGUGAAGUGGGGCAUGAUGUUGUUCAUGCUUUUUGGCCCCUGGGUCCCAACUCUUUGCCAGUUUCCUCUUUGUGCUGCUCUACUCAUGGCCUUUGAAUGUAAUUGAAUAUCAGUUGGAUAUGAUCACUUGAAACUUGUGACUUGCCUUUUAUGGGAUUUGAUUGUUGGGUUUGGGCUAAUUGAGGUUCAUUAGUUAUAUGUU